AAGGAAGGCUGCCCUGCUACAGCCUGUUGAAACCGGACAACUCAGCUUCAAAGGUGGAGAGUUAAUCUGUGAGAGAAAAUCAGAGGAGGAUCCCAGUAACAGAAUAUCCUACACUCCCUCAUCAACAACAUGGGGGCUCUUGUCUCACGGUGGAGGGCUAAACCAUCCACUGUAGAGAUUUUGGAAGGGAUCGAUAAGGAUAUACAGAUUCUUGAAGACUAUAGUGAGAAGUAUCAAAGGCAGUUGAAGAUAUGGGUCGGGCGACUGCUUCUGUACUCGUCUCUUCUCUACCUGAUGACAUGUAUAAUUGUAUAUUUCUGGUACCUGCCUGAGAAGUUAAUGGAGCGGCUCAUAUUGUGUCUUCCCUUCCUAAUAGUUCCCCUAUUAGUGUGGUUACUUCGUAAAAUGCUUAUAGUUUUUUUCUCACGAAGAACUGAAAAAAAUAAUGACAAAUUAGACGAUCUUAAAGCACAAAAAAGGAAAAUACUUGAAGAAGUUAUGGAAACUGAGACAUACAAAAAUGCUAAAAUGAUUCUGGAGAGAUUUGAUCCUGAUUCCAAGAAAAAAAUUGAGCUUGAAUCUACUCCAGUUGGACCUCAGAUGACUCCAAAACCAGGACAAGAGCUCCGCCAGCGUAAUGUCAUCCCAAAGACCCCAGUGGUGGUGAAUCCUGCAGGCAGUGCUGCUGCCCGCCCUCCUCUUGCCUCUGGGUCCACCUAUCCUGGACGAUCUUCCCACUCUGCUCCAGGUGGACCCCCAGAGAGGGGCCUGUCGGCUAUAGCUGCUCAGCAGAGCUUGAUGAGGAAGCCCAUGACCCCUGGAACACCUGUUCCAGGAGUUGGGAUGCAUCCCCCAGGUCCACCCUUGGCCAGACCUGUGUUCCCAAGGGAAAGAGGCGCUAUGGACAGAGUCGUUGAGUAUCUUGUUGGAGAUGGCCCUCAGAACAGAUACGCUCUCAUAUGUCAGCAGUGUCUGUCCCAUAACGGCAUGGCAUUAAAAGAGGAAUUUGAAUACAUCGCCUUCCGAUGUGCGUAUUGUUAUUUCUUGAACCCUGCAAGAAAGACCAGGCCUCAGGCACCCAGACUCCCUGAGGUCACUGGCGAACUGAAGAUGUCACCUGAGACACACUUACCAUCGUCUGGUGCUGACGUAGAUGACGAGCAAUCUGUUUUAGGGAAAUCCAAGCUUGCUGAUGCAUCUGCUGAAACUGACACCCAAGAGCCAGGCACACUAACAACUGCAGAGUCCAAUUCUGUGUCAGACGGCCAAAGCACCCCAGAGUCACAAGACUUGCCCGCUGAGAAAUCUGAUGGAGAGCAAGAUUUGUCUGCCAUGGAAGUGGAAUGAAGCAGUGGAGUAGUGACUUCAACACAAGGCAGGCUAGAACUUUAUUUUGUCUUUGAAGAAACGUGAUAGCUUUAAGUAAAUGCCGUAAGUUGGAAUAACACAGUAACAAGCCAGCACCUGAUAUGAUUUUCAACUUACAGUACACAAUGUCCUUUCUUUUGAGAAUUGUUUUUAUAGUCCUAGCAAUAGUAAUGAAUUAAAUCCCAAAGCACUAGCAUUUGGUAACAACUGCCAAACAACCCAUCUUUCUAAUAAUGAUUACAUGUUCAGCCAAUUUUCAUAACAUCAUAUUGGAACUUAUAAGGAUGAUACUAGAUUAAGUUGUUUUUCGUGUUUAUAUAGGAAAAGUUUUUUUUUUUUUUUAUGUUUCUUUUCCUUAUUUUAUUUGUUUUUGGCUGAAUUCUAACAUUUUGCUAUCUUGGUUAACAGGAAACUGCAGAAACAAAACAUGAAAUAUUUUGGGGGAAAAUACAUUUUUAUUUAUGGUGAAUUAUUUAUAAAUAUUUUUCUACAAUGCAGUGCCUUUCAUGACCAUGUUGACUGGGGUUCUCUUUAGCACAGUAGUGCUAACAAACUGUUUACACACCCAUGGUAUCGUAAUAGGAAUGUACUUACAAUAUGUAUUUAUUACUGAAAGGGAGAAGAUUUAUGUCAGUACUGUGCACCUGCUUAAGUGCCUUUUAUAUUUUAAGUCUCUGCCUCAGAGUAUUGUCGAUACAACCUAUUUACAUAUAGACAAUAAAGUCAUUUAACUGUUUUCAGUCUUCAGUGACGGUCUCUGCUGAAUGUAUGAAUUCUGUUCUGUAUAAAUAAUACUAAA
This is a messenger RNA of Seriola dumerili (greater amberjack), 2167 nucleotides long. RefSeq names its product protein lunapark-A-like (gene lnpka). Gene Ontology annotation, biological process: endoplasmic reticulum tubular network organization. NCBI's taxonomy places the organism in Eukaryota, Metazoa, Chordata, Actinopteri, Carangiformes, Carangidae. Gene Ontology annotation, cellular component: endoplasmic reticulum tubular network. The transcript has 13 exons. The record is from RefSeq and is a predicted model, not a curated record. The coding region runs from base 130 to 1347 and encodes 405 amino acids.